UUACAGGCUUACUGAACUAAUGCCAUGGCCCAAUGGAAUCAAACCACAGUAUCAGAAUUCAUCCUUGUAGGAUUCACAGAAAAUCCAGUGCUCAGCUCCUCUCUUUUUGUGGUGUUUCUAGCCAUCUAUGUGAUCACUCUUCUCGGAAAUCUAGGGAUGAUUGCACUGAUUCAUCUUGACUCCCAUCUCCAAACACCUAUGUACUUUUUCCUUAGCAACCUGUCCUUCUCAGAUCUCUGUUACUCUACUGUCAUUGUCCCUCAAACCCUAGUGAAUUUCUUGGCUGAAAAGAAAUCCAUUUCUUUCAUUGGUUGCGCUGCUCAGUUUUACUUCUACGCUGUGUUUGCCAGUGUAGAAUGUCUCCUGCUAGCUGCUAUGGCCUAUGACCGUUAUGUGGCCAUCUGUAACCCACUAUUGUACCCUACUGUCAUGUCCAAGAAGGUUUGUAUUUGCCUGGUGCUGGCUUCCUACCUUGUGGGUUGUGCCAAUGGCAUGGUACACACAAACACUACCUUUCGCCUUCCCUUUUGCAGCUCCAAUGUCAUAAACCAUUUUUUUUGUGAUGUACCUUUAAUUCUGAAGCUUGCCUGUUCAAACACUCAACUCAACCAGAUUCUGCUUUUUGUCAUCUCUUCGCUGAUAGGACUGUGCUCAUUCUUCAUCAUCCUUAUCUCUUAUGUCUACAUUAUCACUGCUAUCCAAAGGAUCCACUCAAGCGGGGGAAGGAAGAAGACCUUCUCUACCUGCGGCUCCCAUUUGAUGGCUGUUACCUUGUUCUACACCACCAUUCUUUUCAUCUACCUGAAGCCUUCCUCAAGUGACGUUGAAGCACAAGACCAAGUUGCUGCUGUCUUUUAUACAGUAGUGAUUCCUAUGGUAAACCCUGUCAUCUAUAGCCUAAGGAAUAAGGAGGUGAAGGAAGCACUGAAAAGAAUAGUGAGAAAGAACUGGGUUUCUGCUCAGGCAUAA
This is a messenger RNA of Notechis scutatus (mainland tiger snake), 969 nucleotides long. Its product is annotated as olfactory receptor 5AS1-like. Gene Ontology annotation, molecular function: G protein-coupled receptor activity; olfactory receptor activity. The record is from RefSeq and is a predicted model, not a curated record. Lineage: Eukaryota; Metazoa; Chordata; Lepidosauria; Squamata; Elapidae. Gene Ontology annotation, biological process: G protein-coupled receptor signaling pathway. Gene Ontology annotation, cellular component: membrane.